AUGGAAAUCGAUGCAGAAACCUUAAUAACAGAAGUUUUCACGAGACCUGUGCUUUGGGAUAAGAGCAACAAAAGCUACCACAAUCGCAUUAUUGUGGAAAAUAAUUGGAAACACAUUGAAGGUGUCAUGCAAAAGCCAAAACAAUUGAAGAAAAAAUGGAAAGGCUUAAGAGACCAAUUCAGAAAUGAAUAUAAAAAAAUUCCUGUUGCAAGAUCGGGAGAUCCUGGUAUUUCAGAGGAGGAAUUCAAUAAAUAUAUUAUAUGGCCGCACUUCAAAUCCUUAUUAUUUCUGAAAAACCAAAUAAAGCCAAGGAAAUCAUCAGGAAAUUUGAGGCCGUCUGAAGAAUCAGAGCAAGCGUCAACGGAGGACUUUUUAGCUGAUGAUAUAGAAAAAGAAAAUUCAUUUGUAGAAUUGUGCGAUGAAAGUUCGGAAAAGUCAAACGCUGUAGAAGUAAAUAAAAAGAGGAAGGCGACUUAUGUCGAUGGUACGUCAGAAAUUUUGGCCAUUGAAAAACAAAAAUUGCAGUUGCUAGAAAAAAAGGUAAACACCCAAAAGGAACGCGACGACGACGUUGCCUUUUUCGAUAGUUUGUUGCCGUAUAUGAGGGACAUGGAUAGCGGUAGAAAAAUGCUAUGCCGAAUUGACAUUCAAAAAAUAGUUUACAACUAUGCUUUUCCUUCGCUUCCACAUCCAUAUUCAG
This is a messenger RNA of Musca vetustissima, 700 nucleotides long. RefSeq lists its product as uncharacterized. The transcript has 2 exons. Gene Ontology annotation, cellular component: nucleus; transcription regulator complex. NCBI's taxonomy places the organism in Eukaryota, Metazoa, Arthropoda, Insecta, Diptera, Muscidae. The annotation marks the transcript as partial. Gene Ontology annotation, molecular function: DNA binding. Gene Ontology annotation, biological process: regulation of transcription by RNA polymerase II. The record is from RefSeq and is a predicted model, not a curated record.